Messenger RNA from Pelobates cultripes (western spadefoot toad), 18899 nucleotides. The record is from the annotation of a GenBank genome assembly. NCBI's taxonomy places the organism in Eukaryota, Metazoa, Chordata, Amphibia, Anura, Pelobatidae.
AGCCGGUAAGUUUGUUGCGGGUAAAACUGCUGUGAGUGUCCCAUACGGGGGCCUGAUGGCCAGAAUCAGCAUAGCCCCGUUGCCGACCAGCCCUCGAAAAAACACCCCUUGAAGGGUUACCUCUGAAGACCUUGCGCAUGGAUGUGCGGGCUCUGUUCAGCGAGGUGAAUACGUUAAUGUGCUUAUUAAGCUCUUUCAUAAAGGCCCCACCAAAAAGUUUACCCUGUGCCUGUGGGCUCAAUUCUUUUACCCCCAGAUCGGCCAGUUUGGGGUCUAUGCGAAAGAGUGCCGCGUGGCACCACUCUGUUUAGAGGGCCCCAUUGGUAUUCCCAAGAAAGCAGAAACCCUCUGGGUCCAUUCUCUGAUAUCAUGUGCCCAUUCAUGCAUCAAGUCCACAGUAAAUGAGUCUGUUCUGACGUAAGCGUCAUCUGCCAGGUACAUCACAUGGGCCAGUGGCCCCAUCACGUCCAGGAGCUUGUCUUGCGCCCCUUAAGGACACAUGACAUGUGUGACAUGUCAUGAUUCCCUUUUAUACCAGAAGUUUGGUCCUUAAGGGUUAAAGCUUCUCUCGACCCCUCUGCGCGGGUCACAACCCCGUCGCUCCAUAAAGGCCAGCAUGAUUUGGUCGAACUCUGGCGUGAAAGCCACCUUGGCUGGUAGGGAUGGUCUGGGGCACUCCACCCUCAUCCAUUUGCGGACGUGUUUCUCCAGGGGCUUGCGGAUCCAAAAGUGCAUAAACCUGAGGAGGUGCUCAGACGGGUACCGGAGCGGGGGUGCUGUAUUUUCCUGGAGUCAAACAUCCUCUGCCCCAUGGCGUCCAGGAAUAUCUCCUGUUCCUGCGUAGCAGCUGUAGCGGAUGACUCUGCAUCUCCUUUACACUGGCGCUCACCCAGGAAGGUCUCCCUGACGUAGGCGUUGGAGCCCCAAUUGCCUUCAUCAGAGUCUGAGACCGCUGCCUACCACUUGUCCAGGAUGGAGAGGGAGUGGGGCAUAUCUUUGUCCUCAUCCGAGGAAAUCUCUAGAGUGUAUUUGGGGACCGUGGUCACAGGGCGCUUACUAUGCUUCAGAGGCGCCUUGCCUUUGUUGGCGGCCUUUUUGGACUCCUCGCCCUUCCAGUGGCAUUUCGCUGGGCGUUGUCUCUCCUUAGAGGAGUCAUCUGACUCAUCAGAGUCCUCCCUGGUAUCGGAAUGUUUGCCAACCGGCUUGUUAGUUUCAGAGGCCGUUGGUAACACCUUCGCCAUCGCCUUCUCCAACGACGCAGCCACGCUGCGUUGAUCAUGGCCUGAAGGUCAAUCUGGUUCUGUGUGUCCUCCAUAAUUCGGGCACUAAAAGGCACAGGUAUGAGUGGUGGAGGGACCGUGUGGGAGGGACUUAGACAGGCCUUAGGCCGUAUAAUGCUUGUCGGCCAGUGGCGUGGAAAGCAGACUCUGUAACACUGGGGCUCACCCAGGAGAUCAGAACUAGUUCAACAGAUUCCAUUAGGCAGCACUCAGGGAAUUACCCAAAUGGUGGCUCACCCCUUGCCAGACUACUAGGGUAUACCUAACUGACAGUCCCACUUCCCAGGGGUAACACCAACCUCUACAGGUCCCAAUAGGAAAAACUGGAAAUUCACCUCUGGAAUUGGGUUGAAAAACCGUCAAAACGAGAGCCUUGUAUUGCUGAGAGUGAUACUCCACCAAAACUAUACCAACAAAAUGGCCGCCAUGGGUCUCACGAGAGACCCGGGCUAGCUGACAGGAAAAAGCCCGCGAAAGGCGUUCACGGGCAAAGUGAAGAAAGACAGGGAUUGAUUGAAGCAUUCGGCAGAAAGUUAACGAACGGCCCUUCAUUUUGACAAACUGCCGAAUGCCCACCAUGUUGAAGAGUCCACGAACAGAAGACUUAUUAUUAUUAUUAUUGCCAUUUAUAUAGCGCCAACAGAUUCCGUAGCGCUUUACAAUAUUAUGAGAGGGGAUUUAACUAUAGAUAGGACAAUUACAAAUAAACUUACAGGAACAAUAGGUUGAAGAGGACCCUGCUCAAUCGAGCUUACAUUCUAUAGGAGGUGGGGUGUUAAACACAUUAGGACAGGAAUUUGCAAUCAAAUAAGGUGGGCUGCCCUUUAGGAGAGGGCAAGAGAUGGGUAUGUGAGGUAGGGGUUAGUCUUGGAGGCCAUAAGCUUUCCUAAAGAGAUGGGUUUUAAGGCACUUCUUAAAAGAUGCAAGACUAGGGGAGAGUCGGAUGGCGGUAGGCAGGCUAUUCCAUAGGAAGGGAGCCGCCCGCGAGAAGUCCUGCAAGUGCGAGUUGGCCGUACGGGUGCGGACAACGGACAGGAGGUGGUCACGGGCAGAGCGGAGAGACCGAGAAGGGACAUACCUGUGGAUCUGUGAGGAGAUAUAAGAGGGGCUAGAGUUGUUCAGUGCUUUAUAGGUGUGAGUUAGUGUGAGGUGUUAGGUGUGAGUUUUAAGGCACUUCUUAAAAGAUGCAAGACUAGGGGAGAGUCGGAUGGCGGUAGGCAGGCUAUUCCAUAGGAAGGGAGCCGCCCGCGAGAAGUCCUGCAAGCGCGAGUUGGCCGUACGGGUGCGGACAACGGACAGGAGGUGGUCACGGGCAGAGCGGAGAGACCGAGAAGGGACAUACCUGUGGAUCUGUGAGGAGAUAUAAGAGGGGCUAGAGUUGUUCAGUGCUUUAUAGGUGUGAGUUAGUGUGAGGUGUUAGGUGUGAGUUUUAAGGCACUUCUUAAAAGAUGCAAGACUAGGGGAGAGUCGGAUGGCGGUAGGCAGGCUAUUCCAUAGGAAGGGAGCCGCCCGCGAGAAGUCCUGCAAGCGCGAGUUGGCCGUACGGGUGCGGACAACGGACAGGAGGUGGUCACGGGCAGAGCGGAGAGGCCGAAAAGGGACAUACCUGUGGAUCAGUGAGGAGAUAUAAGAGGGGCUAGAGUUGUUCAGUGCUUUAUAGGUGUGAGUUAGUGCCUUGAAUUGACUCCUAUAGCACACAGGAAGCCAAUGUAAGGACUGGCAGAGGGGUGAGGUGUGAGAACCGACUAGAGAGGAAAAUCAGUCUAGCAGCAGCAUUCAUUACAGACUGUAGGGGUGAAGUACGGCUUUUGGGAAGACCAAGCAGGAGAGGGUUACAAUAAUCCAUGCGUGAAAUUAUUAGAGCAUGGACAAGCUCCUUGGUAGUAUCUGGUGCAAGAAAGGGGCGGAUGCGGGCUAUGUUUUUAAGAUGGAAUCUACAGGAUUUGGCAACAUGCUGAAUGUGAGGCUCAAAGGUGAGACCAGAGUCAAGUAUGACGCCAAGACAGUGCGCUUGCAAGGAUGGGCUGAUGUUGGUACCACAAACUUGAAGGGAGAGUGAAAGAGGAGGAUCAGUAUUAGGAGGAGGAAAGACAAGGAGCUCAGUUUUUGAGAGAUUGAGUUUCAGAAAGCGGGAGGACAUCCAGUCAGAGAUGGAAGAAAGGCAAGCAGUGACACGUUGCAGGACAGCAGGGGAGAGGUCCGGGGAGGAGAGAUAUAACUGGGUGUCAUCAGCGUACAGGUGGUAGUGGAAUCCAAAUGAGGUAAUAAGUUUGCCAAGAGAGGCAGUAUAAAGAGAAAAUAGAAGGGGACCAAGGAUGGAGCCUUGGGGGACUCCAACCGAGACAGGGCGAGGGGAGGAGGUAUCAUUAGAAAAAGAGACACUGAAUGAGCGUUGGGAGAGAUAAGAGGAAAACCACGAGAGGACAGAGUCACAGAGGCCAAGCGAUUGCAGAGUUUGAAGAAGGAGAGCCUGAUCAAUGGUGUCAAAGGCCACCGAGAGGUCAAGAAGAAUUAGCAUGGAGUAGUGGCCUUUGGAUUUAGCUGCGAUUAGGUCGUUAGUAACUUUGAUAAGGGCAGUCUCUGUAGAGUGGAGAGGGUGGAAGCCAGAUUGAAGGGGGUCAAGGAGAGAGUUGGAAUUGAGGAAAUGAGACACACGAGUAAAGACAAGUCCAGAAGCUUUGAGGAAAAAGGGAGCAGGGAUAUGGGACGGUAGUUAGAGGGGGUGGAUGGGUCAAGGGAUGUUUUUUUAGUAUAGGUACUACAGUGGCAUGUUUAAGGUCAGCAGGGACGAUGCCAGAAGAGAGCGAGCAGUUGAAGAUGUGUGUUAGAGAAGGCACGAGACAAGUGGAGAGAGAUCUGAUAAGGUGAGAUGGGACAGGAUCGAGCGGACAAGUGGUGGGGCGAGAGGAGCAAAGAAGAGCAGCCACCUCUUUGUCAGUGGCUGGGGAGAAUGUCUGAAGGGUAGGAAAGGCAUGAUCAAUGUGUGAUUGAGAAACAGAAAGGCAAGGAGGGGAGAAUUCUUUCCUUAGCUGUUCAAUUUUGUCAGUGAAGUAACAUGCAAAGUUAUCAGCAGUAAGGUUCGUUUGGGGGGUGGCCACAGCGGGGCGAAGAAGAGAAUUAAAAAGGUGUCAAAGAGACGCCUGGGGUUGCGGAAACAUGAACUAAUGAGAGAGGAAAAAUAGGACUUACAGUGGAAUUGACCGUUUGUGCAAAUUUAGAUGAAUGGUAAGCCUGUUUGCUGACCCGUUCGUGCAGAGAGGCACAAAACAGUGAGUGGCCACUCUGUUCGCCCAAUUAUAGUGCGAACAGGCGGAAGAAGACGAACGCACGUUCUGCGCCCGUUCGUGUCGAAACGCACGAACACAGUUGGCAGCCCACUCUGUUCGCACAGAAUACAGUGUGAACAGCACAGGAAAGGAAGGUGAGAGUGGUUUUCUUUUCUCUCUUUAUUUCAAUAUCCUGCAAGUUAUACUGUUAAGCUUAAGCACACUGGACAAACUGUAGGAGGAAGCGGCAUCUCUAAUACCAGGGGCAUCUAGCCAAUACAGUGGCGCAGAACCGGAGAUUCUACUGUUUGUAGGCCUGUGGAGCAACAGAAACUAGCUCUCUUGAGAACCAGGAUAUCUACCAGUUUCAGCUAUAGUCAUAUUCCUCCUCUCAUACUGUAUUUUCUGAAGAAAACCAAAAAGGGGUGACCAAAAAGGGGUGUGGGGGGAGUAUAGCAGUGCUGUAAUUAAACAUAUAUGUUGCUGUAACUCAUCAGCGUGUAAUAUGCAAUUGCCAUACUAUAUAAGAUGUGAUACUGAUGAAUUUUCUGAACCACAAAUGUAGUAUGAAUUCAAUGAAUGCUGUAUUAUGUACCUCUCCACACAGAGGUACCUGGCUGCCUAUUCUUAAGUAAAGAAUCUAAAAGAAAAAGUAAUUGCUGAAAACAGAGGGAGUGAGUGCAAGAGGGAUGGUGAGGAGGUCAAGCUGCCCUUGCAGGCACAUACAGACUCCUGCAACCAUGACCACUUCUAAAAGCAAAGGUGGUUGGAGUAACCCUUUAAUCUUAUCAUUAUCCAUAGUUUAAACUGUUAAGGACAACCUCUAAAUGGAAUCUAUGCAUUCAUAAAAAAUGUGAAAGCUGCUUACUCUGUACUAGCACAAGAUCGCCGUUAAACCAGGCAGUGGCGCUGCAGUCAAAGCUAGACAACUAGCAAUUAGGAAACGCUGCCAAUUCUGACUCUAUGGUGAAGAUGCAUUAUAAUGUGACAACUUCGACUGUGCGACAGCCCAGAGCAACACAUUUUCCUCUGUGUCUCCCUUGUAGCAGCCAUUUUGUUGGGGCCAGUUUACAUAAACCUCAACGUGUCGUGGGCUCUGGACAAAUGGCUGCUCCAAUGUAUUUGUUUCUAUCUUUAUAAGACACUCUGCGCAGGGUGAUGACGUUGUCGCCACUCCACGUUUUCUUAAGUAAAGAGCUGUCUGCUUCUGAGUUCAGUUACCGGUGCGAAUAUUACAACUUGUGAAGGAGAAGAAGAUGACAGAUGAAAGUAUGUGGGUUUAAUACUAUACACUGUGCUAAUAAUAAUAAUAAUAUUAUAGGAAGGUGUUACUAACUUCCCUGGACACACUCGGGGUUCACUUCCAAAGUCCCUUCCAGAGUAAAGCUACUCUUUGGCAAUUGAAUGGGAACUUCAAAAAAAAUGAUAAUGGCAAAAUAGUGUUUUAACAGAAAUAAACAAGUAGAUAGUGAAAGAAUGCUUACUCAAUUUUGCGAUCUAACUAUAUUUUAUUGCAUAUAAAACCCGAUUAAUACUCAUUAGUUAAGUGUCUGGAACUAUCACAGAAGUGAUAAUUGUGUGGUAGAUAACUAUGUAGAGUAUUCAUAUAGGAUGCAGUAUUUUAUACAUGAAUUAUAAUUGAGUCUGUGAUGCCUUGUAUUGUAGUUCUGUUUUUAGGGAGUUAUUCGCUUGUUUUUAUAUAUAUUUUUAGUAAAUUGUGUGAAGAAUGGCAUUACUAUUUGUUAAUUUAAACUUGUAAAAAUAAUAUUUUAUUGUCAAACUAGCAUUUGUGGACACUUUUUGGUUUGUGUUUUUUUUUUUUUUCUCAUCAGAAACUUUUUUUUUAAUUUUGUAAUUUUUUUUUUUUUUUACAUAUUCUUCUUACAGCUGUGAAGGAAGAUAUAGGCAGGCUUCUUAUUCAGUUUAAGAAUGAAAACGGAGAUGUGUUGGGAACCCCCUUUGAUGUACCUGUGGAUAUUACACCUGAUAAGCUUCAGCUUGUCUGCAAUGUUCUUUUACAGGAGGUAAUUAUCUUUGCUUUGGAUUCAAAUGUUUAUUUUAAGAUAUUGUGUACUUUUUAAUGUAAUUAUUUUUGAACUCUCUCACUACUGAAAUAUUUUAGUUUAAUUUGAUUGUCACAUAUGAUUAUGGUUUGUUCCCUUUUUUUUUUUUUUUUUAAUUCUUUAAAGGGUUAGUCCAGCCUCCAUGACCACUUCUGCUUUUAAAAGGAGUCAUGGAUGAAGGAAUUUGUAUUGAUUUCUGUACUUUUGGGCCAGAAGCUAGUUAACCUCCUCGUCACACGUGACUUGGGCAAACUGCUUAAUGUCAAUUCUGUGCAAAAAUCAUGUUUGUAUUCGGGUAACACUGCUUCUAUAUUUGAAGGCAAUGUUGGAAGGGCAUCUGCAAGGGGAAGCUUAUAUAUCUCUUCCAUCCAUCAUUUCAGCCCUUCCCGUCUGCCUGUAUUGCUUGAUAUGCGUCCAGCACUGGAUUCAAGUUCUCUUUGGUUUUUUUACUUAAUUUACUGGGUGUUUGGGUUAAAAAAGGAUGUUGCACAAAGUUAGUAAUGCUCAUUAGGGCAUUAGAACUUUAACAUAAAAAGGAGUUAGAGUAACCCUUGAAUUCCUUUUUACACAGCUAGUUAUAUAAACUUUUUGGAGCAAAUUCAGGAUGUUUUUUAUUUUAUUUACUUUUUUUUUUUUUCUUUACUCAGGACGAACCACCGCCUUUGGCUUUCUUUGUAGAUGAACAGGAGAUCAUAACUUCACUUGAUAAAACCCUUGAGAAGCGGAGUGUGGAAACAGAGAAGGUGUUGGAUAUAAUCUACCAACCACAAGCUGUCUUUAAGGUCCGCGCUGUGACACGUUGCACAAGUUCUUUGGAGGGACACACAGAGGCCGUAAUUUCUGUAGCUUUUAGUCCAACCGGAAAGUAAGUAUUAAUGUAGUCAACAUGAAUGCACCACUUUCUUAUCAAAUCAUAUUUUGCUCCAGCCAGUACAUUCUCUGAGAUAUAGCACAAUGUGUAGGAAAGAAAUGCAAUGCUGUAUUGAUUGUUUUACAGAUACCUGGCCAGUGGAUCAGGUGACACUACAGUUCGCUUCUGGGAUCUAAAUACGGAGACUCCUCAUUUUACUGCUAAAGGUAAGUAAGUCCCUUCUAUGUCAUCAGAUGUUUUCACAUUUAAGGGGUUAUACACUUGGCUUUUGUAAUGGCGUUUCAGAGUUUUAGAAGGGGGCCAUCUCACCACUAGAUUAGAAGGGAAGGCCUAGCAAUGUACUCUGUUAAAAGGACACUAUAGUAAUCAAAACAACUUUAGCUUAAUGAAGCUACAUUUCCUUUAUUGCAGUUAUCUCAUGUCCUGCACUGUUAGAGCAUGCAGGCGCCUCCCGUGUGUAAUUAAAGUUCCUUUUACAGAGCAGGAGAUAAAAACAGACAUCUGAUUGAAAAUAAAACCUUUUUUUUUUUUUUUUCAUGCAGGCUUUGUGAGUCACAACCAAGGGAGGUGUGGCUAGGACUACAUAAACAAAAGUCCUUUAACUCCUAAACUGAGCAGUGAGACUUCAGAAGCAUGAUCUAUACACAAAAACUGCUUAAUCUAAAGUUGUUUUGGUGACACUGGUGUCCCUUUAAAUGUGUUUAUGUAUAAUGCUGGUGCGUUCCUUUAGAACAUUGACAUAUUUAGAUCCUGUCCCUGCUUACUGUCAUGUAUUUUCUUGUCUUUUAGUGAGACCAGGUGAGAAGGAACUGUAUACUCAAAAUUUUAGUUUUUCUUUUUGAAAACGGUUCAGCAUAGAUACAACAUACACAUAUAGAACUAUCAUUUGAACCACUAAUGGAGCAUACUAAAAAAGCAGGGAUCAACCACUAAUGCAAGAGGUUGUGUAGGACAGAUCUGAAGUAACUCUUCAAGGAGCAUUGCACUGCCCAAAGGGCAAAAAUAAAAAUACAUGAAAUCACUGUUUAGUGGAUAUAUUACAAUGAAUACAUGCUUGUUUUUUUUUUUUUUUUCAUGCCUUCAUUUGGGUUAUAUGUUAAGAGCUUGUAAAGGCUUGCAGAUCUUAUGAACUGCAGCCUUGGCAAGCCUUCCACUUUUUUCAUGGAAGAGACUUUCAGUCUUUUUACAGGGAAGUAACCAAUCAGAGGGUUCCCAUUGAGAAGCCUCUGAAUUGGUGCAUGCGCGCAACAUUGCAUAAACACACACAGGCUCGUGCACAUGCCCAAGUCUAUUCUGACAUCAGGUCUGAGGUCUGUGUGGUAAGAGGCAGGGCUCAAGCAGAGCGUGCCUGCCACCUCGUUAGCUUAGGGUAGCUAACGGAAGGAAGCUGCGAUCCUCCCUGGCUGUUUCUCAUAGAAAUUGGCACUUUUGUAAACUAAGCUUAAACUAGGAUACUUUUCACCCAUAAAGCACUUCAGUGGAGUUAUUCUUUAAGGUUAAAUUUAAUUUACAUGAUGCGAUUUUGCAUCAUACAGUGAGGUUUGUGGUAUAAAUUAAUACAUAAAAUUAAAAAAUAGUACAACUAAUGACUGUUAAACCAAGUUUUGUUGGUUUAUUUAUUUAUUUUUUCAUUUACAAUUUGUGAAGAAAGAAAAAUCUUUAAGUUCUGUAAUUGCGUUGCCUUCUCAGGUGGAUAUCCCAUUUGUUUUUGCAAGUCAGUACAACUGUUAAUUCUUUAGGCCUGUAAAUGCUGUCCCAUGCCAUAUACUGUCACCAUCCAUGAUUAACAAAGAAAUAUACAAGCCGGUUUUGAAUCAAAACCUAAUUGAAAGGAAAAGUAACUAAUGUUAUGAAAGGUUCGUUAAGAAGGAAAUGGAGAGCCUAGCUUCCAUUUAAGUCUUUUUGCUUUUCUUUUUUUUUUGAGGUGAGUGCUUUUCGGGUGCAACAGGGCAUGUCAGUGCUCAUGGGAUGGAUCUAAGCUUAUAGUUGCGGGUCUGAGGCUAGGUGCGGAGCUAAGAUGGUUUUUGUUGUAGGUCAGUUGUGUCGUUAGCUCAGGUCCCUGCUCCUAAUAAACAAUACCUUGUAAAAUCUUCAAGAAGGUGUGUCGCUGUUGAGGGGUGGUGUCUGUCUGUGAUUAUGUGACAGGAGGGUCAAGAGUGUAUUUACGUUCAUUUCGGCUACACUCCUGUGUCUGCGUGUUUCACUAGAACGUUUAUGUAUCGUUUUGCUAUUUGUGCUCCUAACCAAGGGGGCGGCGGAGGGGACGGGGGUUGGUAGAACGUCUCGUAAUGCUGUCUGAGGCGGGUCUGGGUGCCCUUAAGGGGGGGGUCCCUGUUUAGAAGGCCCUGUCGUACAUGUCGGGGAUGGUAGGUGUUCUGAGAUAUUCAACUUAUAUACAUAUAAACCAACAUUCGCAUUGCUAUUAUCUGGGUGGGCCGAAUACUUAUAGUCUUUUUGUAGUGUCCUUGGUGUUGUUUGUCUUUUUGCUUUUCUAUUUAAGAAUCAUACUUGUUCCAGAUUUUGAUGCCUGUUGUGAAGGACUAAUUAAUAAAUACAGUUCCGUAUUAAAAUGUUUUCAACUGGAUGACUUGUGUAUAUACCCCAGUUGUUUUACAAAAAUUAUAUUCUUGCAUGAAAUAUUUUCUCAUUUUAUACUUGUUGCAUAACAUCUUUUUUUAAACUUUGUUAAACAGUGUACUUACUUAAUAUUUAUUUGUUGCUUCAAUUUUAGGUCAUACACACUGGGUGCUUAGUAUAGCUUGGUCUCCCGAUGGGAAGAAACUUGCGUCAGGCUGUAAAAACAGUCAGGUACAUGCGUGUUAAACCUCAAAAUAGUAUAUGUCUAAAACAUAUGCAGUACAUUUUAUUCUGUUAUGGUCUAUGAAUGUUUUACAAUUAAUAUUUUCACCAAUAUUUAUUUAAUCUUUUUGUUAUGUUUUCAGAUUUGUAUAUGGGAUCCUAACACAGGCAAGCAGAUUGGAAAAACAUUAACCGGACACACAAAAUGGAUAACCUGGUUGUGCUGGGAACCUCUCCAUUUGUAAGUAGCCUUUAUUUCCUUAGUGACAGUCAUAACUUUGUAUCCUGUAGAAAUAAAAAAAAAUCAUACGUUAUUCAGGGUUGCGGACAGCCAGACCUUGAUUUAAAGGACCACUAUAGGCUCAAUGAAGUGGUCUGGGUGCCAGGUCCCCCUAGUUUUAACCCUGCAGCUGAAAACAUGCUAUGUUUACACUGCAUGGUUAAUGCAGCCUCCCUGACAGCCACUAGAGGCACUUGCGCGAUUUACUCUGAAUAAAUUGCACUUAUUUGACGCUGGACGUCCUCAAGGACCUCCAGCGUCAAAAAAGAUCUCCAUAGGAGUAAUGCUUUCCUAUGGGCGGGUUUAGGCCGCGCACGCACAUUCGGCUCCACUCGGGAGCUGAUGUCGAUGGAGGAGAGGUCACCAGUGCCAAGGGAGCCUGGCUCUGGAUUAGGGAAAGCAAAUAAAUGGUUAAUCAUGGUUUAGGUGACAAAGGCUUUAUAGCGUUAAGAAUACAUAUUUGUAUUCCUAUCGCUAUAGUGUUCCUUUAAGUAACUUGAUCAUGUUAUUUGUGGGAAGGGAAUUUUUUUUUAAGUAGACUUAGCAUGGUGAUAGUCCUCCCACUUUAUUUUUGUUUUAUGUCCUAAACAAUUAAAAACUUAUAGUUGCUCAACAUCCUGUUUGCAUAAUUUCAACCUUAACUAAUUUACUUAGAAUCUAGAAGUCUGAAAAAUAAUUAAGUGAUAAUACGCAAGAACUUAACUUGCUAUACUUUGAAACGGUUACUUAAGGGACUCUAUAAGCACGAAAACAACUUUAGUUUGAGUGGUUUUUUUGUAUAUAGAUCAUGCCCCGUGCAGUCUAACUCAAUGUUGCUUGUAUUGCAAAAGUUGACUUUGAUUUCAAAGGUGCUCUCUACCUGUGACAUCGGUUAUGCCAUCUGACCUGUAAAAGAAAUCACAUAAGUGCUUCUGUCUUUGUUUAUCAGUUUUCCUUGUUUUUUUGGUACAGCUUUUGAUAAGAAUGAUUUAAUAAACUGUGGCUGCUUCCAUAACCCUCCUUUCCAUUGUACUCCAUGAAUCUGCCACUGGGCUAGUCUCAAACUGUCGGUCUUUUGGUUUUAGGAACCCUGAAUGCAGAUUUCUUGCUAGUGCCUCCAAAGAUUGCAGUAUUCGAAUCUGGGAUACUAUAUUGGGCAAGUGUCAGAAGAUCCUUACUAGCCACACACACUCCGUCACUGGAGUAAAAUGGGGUGGAGAUGGCCUACUUUUUUCUUCCUCCCAGGACAGGACAAUAAAAGUUUGGAGGGCAGAUGAUGUAAGUUCAGAAAACUAUUGUUUCCAUUUUGAAUACAGUAAUUCAGUUAAGUGUAUAUUUUAAUUUGACUUCUUCUGAUUUAAUAUUCUCUGUAGCACUUUAGUGCUCUUGGCACCAUAAUCCUGACAGCGGACUGCAGUUAUGAUGCUUGGAGUGUUCCUUUUAAAAAUACUGUAAAUCAAAUACAUAUAUGUGUGUAUAUACACUCAGUGGUGUAUUUACCGCAAGGCUGACAAGGCAUUUGCCUUGGGUGGCACUUGCAUGGGGGUUGCAAAAAAAAGCGGCUCCCCCUUUCCCAAACGCCCUGGCAAAUGCCUUGCCAGCCUCUUGCAGUGGGGUACCAGAGCUGGCUGGCUGGCCACCCAGAGGCUGGCAUCUACCUUAGUUAGGCUGGCAGCGAGUGAGCACUGUCUCCUGAGCUCUCCCUGCUCAGCUCCCUCGCGCGCACUGCAUUGAUGCCGGAGCCGGAAUAUGACGUUGCUCCAGCAUCACGGAGAGGCACAUGAAGGAGCUGAGCAGGAAGAUCUGAGCUCCCUCGCCUCCCAUCUGAACUCUGCUCCUGUCUCCGCGACUGCAUGCCAGCCCAGCCAGCAGCAGCCCCAAUGAACCACAGGAAAAAAUGCAAAAUGUAAGCAAAAAAAAAUUGUGAGUGUGUUAGUGUGUUUGUCAGUGAGUAUAUUUGUGUCGUGAGUGUGUAUGUGUGUGUUGGUUAAACAGUGUGUGUGACUGACUGUGUAUGUCAGUGCAUGUAUCAGUUAGGGUGCGUUCUUGUCAUGAAGAGAAAUUUGGAAUGGGGGUGUCUGGGCAGUGCAAAACUGGUUAAUAAUACUAUUUGUCUUCCAGGGAGUCCUUUGUCGUACAUUACAAGGUCAUGCCCACUGGGUUAAUACUAUGGCUCUUAGCACAGACUAUGUGCUACGGACAGGGGCCUUUGAACCAGCAGAAGCUUCCAUCAACCCACAGGAUAUGAGUGGAUCACGUAGGUGCUUUUAAUAUUAUUCUGAUUCAUCCCGUUUAACCCCUUAAGGACCAAACUUCUGGAAUAAAAGGGAAUCAUGACAUGUCACAUGUCGUGUCCUUAAGGGGUUAAAAUAUGAGGGAUAUAAAAAAGACUUUGUUCCUUAGCGUAUUGUCAUUUAUUUACCAUAUAUUUUAGGUUUUUGGGGGCAUUUUACUUCUAUGACCAAUGGUUAAACAAAUCUCUACUCCUUCAAAGCUUCUUGGUUUUUUUUUUUUUGCUUGUUUUUUUUUGGCCAUCUUAUUAUAUUGUAUGAUCUGUCUUUAUUGCUUAGCACUGUGACAGACUCUGUUAGUAUAAGUUUUUGACAGAUACAGAAUUUGACUCACUUUGCUUUUAAUAAAAAUGUAAAUUAUUGGACUUUAAAGGUUUAUUCAAAAUUAGGUUAUAGAAUAUAUAUGUGAAUUAUCAUCGAUUUAUAAAUAAAGAAGUCUACUGAAUGACCAUAAUAAAUGUAGUAUGUUGCAAACAACAACAACAUGAUCUGCAUGGGGUACAGCAUCAGUUAAGAUUAGAAUCCGACUGAAUUCUACUGGCAGUGAUAUUGGGCCCCCUUCUCCACCAAUAUUAAGGGUAUAAACCCUGAAAGUACAGUGGUGCUACAUAAUAAAGAUGCAUUGGGUGAUUAAUAGACUAAUAUUUUUUGCACUUCUAACAGCUACUGAUUGAGGCCCAGGUAUGUCUCUAAUGGUGGUAAUCAGCAGUGCUUGGGAGUUUUGAUAGUCAAAACAUUUAGCUUCUUGCUUAUAAGUGACCUUGUUACAUGAACAAUAUUUUCCCUUCUAUAAUAUUUAACUGACUCUUGGCUUUAUCAUAUAGUUUGUUUUUAUAUUUGUACAUUUUUAUUUAUUUAUCUUAAUGAGGGUCAUUUUCCUUUUCCUAACCUAGUGGAGGUCCUGAAAGAGAAGGCUUUGAAGCGAUACAAUCAAGUUCGGGUAUGAUUAUAUAUAUAUAUUUUAUUUAUUUUUUGUAUUUUUUUUUUUUUUAAAUGAAGUUUAAAUGUUUUUUUUUUUUAUAUAUAUAAUUUUUUUUUUUUUAAUUUUUUUUUGUAUAACCCUUUCAAACCUUAGGGACCAAGGCUAUAUUGAGAUACAACACAUUUGUGACCAAGGCCUUUUUGGCACGUUUGCCUUGUGUUCAUUCUACCACAAUUUCACCUGUUCUGUUUAUUGUAUAUGUAUUGUAUAUCGUUUUUUUGUUGGGUUGUUUUUUGUUUUUGUUUUUUUUUGUAGUUUUAAGAACUAGAGCUUUCUUUUGAUAACACCAUAUUAAAUAGGAAUACUAUAUUAACAACGUUAAAUACAUUUUCCUCAGUUUUACAUUUAAGAACUACAACUCCCUAAGAGCAACUAUAGAAAAAUAACUGAAAAUAGAUUCACUAAUUAGUCUUUAUUGUUAAAAUGCCCAAUAUUUUAGGAUUUCUAUUCAUUUUUAGAAGUUGUAAAAUAUUGUUAGGAGUGUAUUUAGUUUUUAAAGCUAAAACUUUGCAAAAUUUGUUAUGUUGAGGGUAGAACUUUUUUAUAGUAGUCUCAGAAUCUGAAAUCACUACACAAAAGUAUAUAUUUAUAGAGUACAUCAUCCAAGAGCAUUUUGACACUCUCCACUUAACCAUGUUAAAACAAACUAUAAUAUAUAUAUAUAUAUAUAUAUAUAUAUAUUAUAGUGUGUCCCACUAAUGCAUUCUUCUACUGUUCUCAAUUACAAUGAUACCCCACAUAUAUAAUUUCCCCCUAAUCCUAAUUCUGCCCAUAAUACCACCUCAGAGGGAUUCCCUCUACUGACAUUAGUAGACUGAUUUCAAAGCUCAGAGUGCUCUAUGAUCGCUCUGUACUGUGUGAUUUCACCAUGAGGGUUCACUCUUAUGCUGCAGCUCCAGAAUCUAAAGGGGGCUGAGCAACUGUCAAAGCCUAGCACUGAUCACUGAGAAGAGGGCUAGCAGAGAGACAUCACCAGUGUAAUUUCUAGAUUAUUUUUCUCUUCCUAAAACAUGUCUUUUCCUGGCUUGUUCCCAGUUAGAGCAUCCUCAAAUAUCUUCAUAUUACAGGGCAGGGAUGACAAAACUGCCUGGUAUUAACUUUUCUAGAACUCUUGUAUCUGGAAGGAAAGCAAGAUUACUUGAAAUUAGAAGUCUUUCUGAUGAGAUAAAAGGAUGCAAGGUUAUUUUAACAUGCUUGAUCAAUGCUAUUCUUUAGAUGUGUAACCCCUUUAGCAGGGUUCCAUAUGUAAGAAAUAAUUGACGACAGGCCGUUGAAUUGUUAGAAAAAUAAUGCACACCCGAGGUGGUAAUGAGGGCACGACGCGAAGCUGAGUGGCCGUUACACUUUGGGUGUGCGUUAUUUUGUUUUAAUAAUUCAACGGCCUGGAGUCAAUUAUUCCGCUUAUACUACAGUUACCACACCUCAAAACAUUGUUCAGAUGAUGUAUUUCAAGACGUUUGUCAAGUUUUUGUCAUUAAAACGCUCUUGUAUGUAGGACUAAUUUCUUACGCAACUGUAAUGCGGUCAAGACCUGUCUGGAACAACUUUAGCCGUGCGUCUCCCUGAAAAUAAUGCACACCUUAGAACGUUCAUCAACCAAUCAGACUGAAGCAUUCAACGGCCCUGUAGUAUAAGUGAAAUCAUUCACUACCAGACAGGCCUAAAAGUUACACUCCUUCACAAGCUUGGAAGAUCCACGGCAUACGCACCAUUCCUCUACUUGCCAGGGAGGAAGUUUCACUUGCCUGUGGAGAGUGGAACUUUAGGAACAGUGGCAGGUCGAACCUGUCACAUUUAAAAAUGAUUUACCUUAAUCCUUGCAGGGAUCACAUUAACAAUUGUUGAAGAUGUUAUCCUGCUGUCUUUUUCAGAAUACCAAGAAGCUUUCAAAUUCACAAUGCUUACUUUUGAUUUGAAUGUAGUCUUUGUUUAAAGGAGGGAAACAACCAAGUGUUUCUAGGAGAGCCAAAACUUCCAACACACUUUCACUCCUUUCAUAUAGGGACAGGCCCCUGAGAGGCUCGUAUCGGGCUCUGAUGACUUCACCCUGUAUCUGUGGACACCAGCAGAGGAUAAGAAACCUUUACAGAGGAUGACUGGACACCAAGCUUUGAUAAAUGAAGUUCUUUUUUCUCCUGACACACGGAUCAUUGCCAGUGCUUCAUUUGACAAAUCAAUAAAACUUUGGGAUGGGAAGACUGGAAAGUGAGUUGUUCUGUUUAGUUUUGGCUCACAUUACUGUAAUCGCAUACAGUCUGAUGAUUUUCAUUUAUCCCUAAUGAGCUAGCUCUGUUUUAAAGGAGUUUGGAAAUUAUGCCCCUUAGUGGACACUGUAGUCACUAUAACAAUUACAUCUCACUGAAUUUGGUUAUGGUGCCUGGAGUCUCCUGCCACUGUUCCUCCAUUCAAAGCUUAUUCCAUUUUCAAGCAAUUUAAUGAUUGAGGGUCCUUGGCCACACAGAGCCCUGCCUCUACUUGAGGUAUGGCUAGCACCAAGAUGACACACUUCCUUCAAACCAAACCUAUUCAUACCAGCAAUGAUAGGCUGAAAGCAGUCAGCUGACACUCUCUAAGCCAGUCACAGCUGCCUAUUACUGCUCAGGCUAAUGCUUCCUCAUUAAUGUAAGCUGCACAGAGGGGAUGACCCGCAUGGGACUCUUGCUUACUACUUGAAUAUUAAAGGAAUAUUGCCCAUAUCAAUUAUCAUGGGAAUAAUUCCAGCAUGGUGGACCAAUGUCCCAUACAAUUUCUAGGAGUGAAAAAGUGGUCUGGGCACAACUGGAGGCUUUGUUGAUAGGCAGUCUUUUUUUGGAGUGCAAAAUAAAAUACGUUUCCACUCACCUCAGCCUUUGUAUUUUAUUCCGACACUAUAGUCCCUUCAAUGAGAUAAAGCUGUUAGUCAUACAAAAUUAAGCCCUGUGCUUAAGCUCACACUACUCCUGGGUGGCAGCAAUGACUAUAGUACACAUCAGCACCAAUACAUAGAAUAAAACCCAAAACAAAGUGUUACAAAUGCACAUUUCAAAAAAAUUGAGGAUUUUAGUAUCCCUCCAAUGGCCAUUAAAGUGUAAGCUCACCUGCCUGUCAAGGCAACACUAACUCUAACAAUUCUCCUUGCCACUUUGAGUUAAGUCUAAAUGUCUGAGACCGAAAGGAGCCUGUAAUGAAAAUCAUCUGUCUCUCAUUCAUUUGUUAGUAAAUUCUGUAUUUAGAUUUUGUGUGUGAAAGUAAUAUAUAUGUAUUUUAUUUUUUUUCACAUUAGAUACAUUGCAUCUUUACGAGGCCAUGUUGGUGCUGUGUAUCAGAUUGCAUGGUCAGCAGACAGCCGAUUAUUAGUCAGUGGAAGCAGUGACAGCACACUCAAAGUGUGGGAUACAAAGAUCAAAAAGCUUUCUGUGGAUCUCCCGGGACAUGCAGAUGAGGUACACAAUAUUUAGGAUUAGAGCUUUUUUUUUCCUCUAUAUAAACCAGUGUUACUCAACCUUCUCUCAACCAAGGCACACCAAAGCUCUUCCCAGAGUUUCCGCACACCGUAAGUUCCAAUAUUAAAUAUAUUAAAUAUGCCACAGUAAGUUUUUCCCAACCAUUUUGGUCAGUGUGCCCAGAAAUGCAUAUCACAGUCAGUGUGCCCAUUAAUACAUAUACCACAACGUGCUAACACAACAUUCAGCUCCUCUUCUGGGAAUAGCACUGUGAACUCCUUACCUGGCUUAAACGUGCACUCAGAAUACUAUGUGUUCCUGGUGCUAGGUCUAAUCGUUUAACCACCCUGCGUGAAAAUGCACCACAACCUAUUGCUCUCUGGAAUCAUUCUUCUUGCGAGGGUGCGACGGCACACCAGUUUCUGGGCAUUGAUAUACAUUUUUUUUUUUUUUUUUUUAUUUUUUUUAAGAAAACCUGUUAAACCUGCAAUGUUGUAAACUUGAUGGGUCUUGUAUUCUCCUUACUUUAAUCUGGUCAUAAAACAAUGUGUUUUUUGUUUUUUCAUUUUGUCCUAGAUAUUUGCUGUUGACUGGAGCCCGGAUGGACAACGAGUAGCCAGUGGAGGAAAGGACAAGUGUUUGAGGAUGUAGGUACUUUGUUGUGUGUGCAUCUGGGGAGUUCCAAGUGAGAGAGAUUUAGUAGUACUUUUAAAUACUAAAUAUUGCAAUUGUACUUUGUGUCCAGCUUUGGUUGUUAAGUAAAUAAAUAAGUAAUAAUUUAUUAAAUUUUUGUUCAUUUUUUUUAUUUUUCCUGUGGUUUAGAGCACAGGUUCUCUAACUAACUAGAACCCUUAAAUCCUUACUAAAUGAAUCAUUAGGGGCACAUAAAGCUUAGUUUUGGAUUGUUCUUUAUCAUUGAAAGCAAACUGGCGUUUUUAAUUCUAAUGGGAUAUCCAAAUGCAUGCAAUUUCUCCAAAGUUCAUAUACUAUAUAAUUGGCUAAAUUACAAUUUUGGAUGCAUUAUUUGACAUUUCACAUGUUAAUCGGCCUAAAUACAGAUCAUCCAUCUUCAGGCAAUAACGUGUCAUUUGUUUAACCUCACUACAAACGGUCUAUAGUGAUUGAUACAUGUGUUGUUUUUUUGCGACCAUAUUUGCAAGUGUAUGCUUAAUUUCUUAUUGGUUUUACAACUGGUGUACAGUGCAAGAUAGGGAGAGAAAAAAAAAAUCUCUUUUCAUGGGCAGUUUUCAUCUACAGAAAAUGAUUUUGAGGAUGCUCUUUGGGUAUGUUGAACUUUUGAUGUAAAUAAUUUGAAAUAUGUCUGUCCACUGUCCCAACUGCCACAAUUAAGCUUGGCUAAAUUGAGACAUUUGGGACUGUGGACAUUCAAAUGCCACUUUUUAGUCAAGCUUAUACAUGCAUGUAAGGUUAAUCCGUGUGUGUGGAGUGUGUGUGUAUAUGUGUGUGUAUAUAUAUAUAUAUAUAUAUAUAUAUAUAUAUAUAUAUAUAUAUAUAUAUAUAUAUAUAUAUAUAUAUAUAUAAAAAAAUUUUAAAGGCUAAUACAGUAAAGACAUUGAAGUAUAAAGAAACAUAGCUAUAGUCCUAUAAUUGUUAAUGUCUGCUUUAUUGACAUAAUUUUGAUGUGUUAUGCAGAUGGAGGAGAUGA